CAGGCGCGCUGAGCGCCGCGCGGGGUUGGGUGGGCCGGUGGGCGGUGCGCGCUGAGCCCGGGAAAAGCGGGCCAUGGCGUCGCGGCGCGCGGCCUCCCGGCCCGCCCUCCCGCCCCAGGGGCUGAUGGCUGCGGACAGGGGGCGCAGGACGCUGCGACCCUGCGGCAUGCACCCUGACCAUCAGGAGGCCCUCAAGAAGAAUCGCGUGGUGCUGGCCAAGCAGCUGCUGCUGAGUGAGCUGUUAGAACACCUCCUCGAGAAGGACGUCAUCACCCUGGAGAUGAGGGAGCUCAUUCAGGCCAAAGCGGGCAGUUUCAGCCAGAAUGUGGAACUCCUCAACCUGCUACCCAAGAGGGGUCCCCAGGCCUUUGAAGUCUUCUGCGGGGCCCUGCGGGAGACCAAGCAGAGCCACCUGGAGGAGCUGCUGCUCUCCACCCUGGCCGACCUCCCACACCUGCUCCCCCCGGUCCCGAGCCCCAGAAAUCUGAGCUGUGACUACGACCGGAACUUCCCCUUCCCCGUGUGCGAGUCCUGCUCCCCUAACAAACAGCUCCGCCUGUCUCCAGAUGCUGUGGAACACUCCCUAGACAACGGAGACGGUCCGCCCAGCCUGCAGGUGAAGCCUUGCACUCCCGAGUUCUAUCAGACGCACUGGCAGCUGGCCUACAGGCUGCAGUCUCGGCCCCGGGGCUUGGCGCUGGUGCUGAGUAACGUGCACUUCACCGGGGAGAAAGAUCUGGAAUUCCGCUCCGGAGGGGAUGUGGACCAUAGCACCCUCGUCGCCCUCUUCAAGCUCCUGGGCUACAGCGUCCAUGUCCUGCUUGACCAGACUGCACAGGAAAUGCAGGAGAAGCUUCAGAGCUUUGCCCAGCUGCCCGCUCACCGCGUCACUGACUCCUGCAUCGUGGCGCUCCUGUCCCACGGCGUGGAGGGCGGCGUCUACGGCGUGGACGGCAAACUGCUGCAGCUGCACGAGGUGUUCCGGCUCUUCGACAACGCCAACUGCCCGAGCCUCCAGAACAAGCCGAAAAUGUUCUUCGUCCAAGCCUGCCGCGGAGAUGAGACCGACCGCGGGGUGGACCAGCAGGACGGCAAGAGCCGCGCGGUGCCCUCCGGGUGCGAGGAGGAGGAGGAAGGCGACCCGGGCAAGGAGGGCAUGCUCAAGGUGCGGCUGCCCACGCGCUCCGACAUGAUCUGCGGCUACGCCUGCCUCAAAGGCACCGCCGCUAUGCGUAACACCAAGCGCGGCUCGUGGUACGUGGAGGCCCUGCGGCAGGUGUUCUCCGAGCGGGCCUGCGACAUGCACGUGGCCGACAUGCUGGUCCAGGUGAACGCGCUGAUCAAGGAGCGCGAGGGCUACGCCCCGGGCACCGAGUUCCACCGGUGCAAGGAGAUGUCCGAGUACUGCAGCACCCUGUGCCGCCACCUCUACCUGUUCCCAGGCCACCCCCCGACGUGAAGCG
Molecule: messenger RNA, 1463 nt
Organism: Sorex fumeus (smoky shrew)
Lineage: Eukaryota; Metazoa; Chordata; Mammalia; Eulipotyphla; Soricidae
Gene: CASP2
Product: caspase 2
Exons: 11
Coding region: 74-1459 (461 amino acids)
Biological process (GO): proteolysis; regulation of apoptotic process
Molecular function (GO): cysteine-type endopeptidase activity
Source: RefSeq, a predicted model, not a curated record